Molecule: messenger RNA, 1386 nt
Organism: Anolis sagrei ordinatus
Lineage: Eukaryota; Metazoa; Chordata; Lepidosauria; Squamata; Anolidae
Product: P2Y purinoceptor 2-like
Biological process (GO): G protein-coupled receptor signaling pathway
Cellular component (GO): plasma membrane
Molecular function (GO): G protein-coupled receptor activity
Source: RefSeq, a predicted model, not a curated record
AAAACAUGGUUUCCAGGGAUAUAUAGUCCCAACGCUCACGCCAUACACCAUUCUGGCUUUCACCUGGUUGUCUAUCAUCCAACCUUCUAUCUGGAAGGAAGCAGGCAGCAAGUACAAUGUUAUCUAGGCCUCUGUCCCCACUGCUUCAUACACUUCACUGAAGAAGAUUCGGAGUUCAUUGAGUCAUGGAGUAAAUAGCUUCCCAGUUAUGGCUUUUUUGGUGACUCAGAAGGAAUCUCCUAAAAGGAGGAAAUGGACUGUGGCAGGAAGCUGAAGGACAGAGAACAAUGCAGACUUGUAUUAAGAACUGCAACAGAAAGAUGCUGAAGGACACGUACGACCUGGGAAGCAGUAGGUGUUGCUACAAGCAGAAAUUUUCCUUCUGUCAUCCUCUGGAUUCCUGGCCUGACAGACUGACACAUCUCCUGAAGUGACUGAAGAUACGGCCUUCAUGAAGCAAUGAACACCACCAAUGCAACACAGUGUCCCCCAGUGGAGUUGCACCUGGUCAUCCCAACUCUCUUGAGUGUCUUCUCCUUGGUUGGACUUGUCUUCAAUGGCUUCAGCUUGUGGAUCUUCUGGUUCGUCAUCAAGCACUGGAAUUCAGGUGCCAUGCUCCAGUUUAGCCUCGCCUUGGCGGACAGCAUGAUCCUUCCGCUCGCCCCUUUGAUGGUGACCUAUUUCUACUUGGGCAGCCACUGGCCUUUUGGGGAAUUUCUUUGCCAGCUUCUAGCCUUCUUGCUCAACACCCACUUCUAUGGGAGCGUCUACUUCCUGACGCUCAUCUGCAUCCACAGGUACCAAGUUAUUGUCCACUACAACACCAAGACACUCUGGAGGCGGAGAUCCUCCUUGAAGAAGCUCAUCUUGGUCUUCUGGUCUCUCCUCUUUCUGCAAGGGCUCCCGCUGUUCUUCUUCCUCAAGACCUCGGUCAUCAGCGGCAAGGUGAAGUGCAUGAGCAUCCUUCAGUCCGAGAUGUCCUCCCUCUACUUCGCCUAUGGCAUUUUGAGAGGGACCUGCUUCCUUCUCUCCUUCGGCAUCACCUUCAUCUCCUACAUGAGGCUGGGGAUCUACAUUGCGAACAUCAACCCAGCCAGUCUCAGAGGCCAGGUGAUGAAGACCAAAUCCAUACAGAUCAUUGUCCUCACUCUCCUCGUUUAUGCCGUCGGCUUCGUGCCCGUCCACGUCUGCAUGACAGUGGCUGCCAUCAUGAGGCUUUAUGAGAUCUCCUGCACACUUCUCAACCAUAUCCAAAUCGCCUAUUAUGUUUCUGUCGUCUUCAGCGUGGUCAACUCUUGCCUCGAUCCCUUCAUCUACAACUUUGCCAAUGAGAAGUUUCACAAAUUUAUUUCCCAGUUCUUAAAGAAGUUCUUCCUCUCCAAGUGA